GAAAAUUAUCUUAAUAUUUAUUGAUAAGGCACGACUAACAGUGUCUUCACUUACGUUAACUUCAAACUCAUAUGACCUAUCAGAAUGUGAUGAUUGUCUGUGGUGCUAAUAGUAUUUGUUAAUAUUUAUUGUAUCUGAAUUGUAAGUGUAGUAUCUGUGAUAGAAUAUGGUAGAAGAAACUACGAACAAUGUUUCUGGUGGAAAUUCCAGUAGUGAAACUGCACAAAAUGGACAGUUGUCUCCACAAGGAGCAGGAGAUAACCAAAAUGCAGCUCCAGAACCACCCAGAAGAUCCAUGUUUGAAAUUACCAAAGGUUUCCUCUUAAGAGCAUUUUUUAUGUACAUGAUAGCAUCAUUCUUUAGAAAAAGUCCCUCCACUCCCGAUUCUACUACUACUCCGGCAAGACCACCUGCACUUAAUUACUUUGAGAAUGCAACAUUGAUGGAUUUGUAUGUAUUUUUAUCUGAACAUGAAAUAUUCACAAAUUUUAAUGAUUCAAAAGCCCUCAUAUGGGAGAAACAUGACUUGGUUUAUGGAGAUUGGCUGAGUGGGACUGAUGGCGAUGGUACAUACACUUUCGAAACUACCAUAAAAACAUCAGAGAAAAUUCGCAAUAACGGUUCCUUGUAUUUACACACAUAUAUUAUCAAAAAAGAGGAUACAUCAGCUCAGAAAAAUGUAAAAGAAAGGUUAUCAGACGUUGGUGUAGCGUAUUCUAGUAAACAACUGAACAAGUUUAAGAAAUUGCGGUAUACGAAAACUCAGAACUUACUCACUGGAGAGUCACCUCUUACCCCAGAGGAAAUGGAGCAAGCAGAAAAAACCAAUCAAGCGAUUAUUUCACACUGGCAUCCGAAUAUUACGAUCAAUUUUGUGACAGAUCAGACCAAUUGGAUACAAGGAACUAUCCCAUCUCCUCUAAAUGAAUUCAUUGAAUUCACUCCUAAUGGUAAUUACUAUAAACCAGUAGUAUUUUAUAAUGAUUUUUGGAAUCUAUUGAGAGACUAUCAACCCAUUAACGACACAACUCAGUAUUUGGAUUUGAGAAUUACCUACCAGCCACUAUCUCUCUUUAAAUGGCAAAUGUACCUUGCACAUUCGAUGAGGAGCAGAUUUACAGCAAAUAUAUUCCAGGAUGAGACUGAAGAUGAGGAUCAAGAUUCCUUGAAAGAAGCGCUUCUAGAAACCUCACCGUAUCUCCUCACAGCUACCGUUAUCAUAUCGCUUCUCCACUCUGUUUUCGAGCUGUUAGCAUUCAAAAAUGAUAUUCAAUUCUGGAACAACCGCAAAUCUCUGGAAGGACUCUCUGUACGAUCAGUUUUCUUUAAUGUCUUCCAGUCGCUCAUUGUAUUACUUUACGUCUUGGAUAAUGAUACCAACACUCUCAUAAAGAUAUCAUGUUUUGUCGGUCUUGCGAUAGAAGUUUGGAAAAUAAACAAGGUGGUGGAUAUAAGUCUCAAUCGUGAAAACAAGUUGUUAGGAAUUAUACCUCGACUGAAGUUCACCGACAAGGGAUCUUAUGUCGAGUCGAGUACGAAGCAGUACGACCAGUUGGCUUUCAAGUACCUCUCGUGGGUCCUGUUCCCAAUGCUGGCCGCAUACUCUGUAUAUUCUCUCAUAUAUCUUCAUCAUAAAGGAUGGUACUCUUGGGUCCUGAAUAUGAUCUACGGCUUCUUGCUGAUGUUUGGUUUUAUAAUGAUGACACCACAGCUUUUCAUUAACUAUAAGUUGAAAUCGGUUGCGCACAUGCCUUGGCGAAUGAUGUCGUAUAAAUGCUUAAACACAUUCAUCGAUGACAUUUUUGCCUUUGUAAUUAAGAUGCCCACUAUGUACCGAUUGGGAUGCUUCAGAGAUGAUAUCGUCUUUUUUAUAUUCUUGUACCAGAGAUGGAUUUAUAAGACAGAUCCUAAGCGAAUCAAUGAAUUUGGUUUCUCCGGAGAAAUGGAGAACCAGGUUGCUAUCAAACCUGAUGAAUCACCGAUUAAAAGUAUAGAAGCAAAAAAAGAAGAUUAACUUCAUUAUCAAUGUCUAUAAUUGACAGCAUUAUUAAAUUUUUAGAAAAAAUAAAUGUUUAAUUUUUUUUUAAAUUAAUUUUUGCCGUCCAGUCAGUAGCUUCUUAUAUGUUAGUUUCUGUUAUUGUUUUUUUGAAUAAUGUGUAGUAUUGUUGAAAUUUUGAACAAUUUUUAUUUAAUUAUUUGUUAUCAGGCAUUGACUGGACCCUGGUUAUAUAAAAACAAAUCGAAUAAUGGUGUUAAAAACCGAACCAAAGACUUUUCAUUUAUAAUUUAUUUAUUGAUAAAAGUAUACUUGUAUAUUAAUAUACAGUAUUAUAUUGUAUAUAUGAAAUGCAAUAUUCUCAAUCUUAUUAAAUUAUAUUAUGUUAAAAACUUUUGCCCAGUCUUUCCAAAACCAUAAAUCGAUGUUGUACAUUCCUUCUUUUAAGUAUUGAUUGCAAUAUGUUCUUGUUUUAUAUUUAUUGUAUUAAGAAUACCUUCAAGUGUUGUAUCCUUUACGUAUUUUAUGCAUAUAUUGUAAAUGU
Molecule: messenger RNA, 2540 nt
Organism: Nezara viridula (southern green stink bug)
Lineage: Eukaryota; Metazoa; Arthropoda; Insecta; Hemiptera; Pentatomidae
Source: the annotation of a GenBank genome assembly